Amoebophrya sp. A25 is the source of this 811-nucleotide messenger RNA. The record is from the annotation of a GenBank genome assembly. NCBI's taxonomy places the organism in Eukaryota, Dinophyceae, Syndiniales, Amoebophryaceae.
CCUCGGCCUCCGAGGACACGCUAGAUCUGGAAGCGAUCGGAGAGCAGCUUCAAUCGACCGCGGAGAUCGCGAACGCACGAAGAAAGCGAAAUCCGAAUGCGCCAACUGCUGUGGUUCCUCCAUCCGUCUUCUUCACGCCGGCGUACGCCCUUGGGUCCGCCUCAGGAGGAGAACAACAACGUCCAGUCAUUGCCGCGUCGACGGUAGCAGAGUUGGACAUGAAAAUCGGUGUGCACGAGCAUGGUAGUGGUACAACCCAGACGAGUUCAGACGGGUCUUCACCUCCAAGAACAGGCGCACAACAAAACGAUGCUCAAACUACAGAAGAUCAGCACGGUCCUCGAACGAUGGGUGUGCAGUUGACGUCGCGAGCAACGAACCAUGAAGAUUUUGAAGCCUCGGGUCCUGCUCAGUGGCGAAAAUAUGAUGGAACAGGAUCUUCAUCUUUUUACAACAAUUUCUACCCGUCUGCACGAGGGACAGGAAACCCGAUUGGCGCAGAACAAGAUAACUCCAACAACUCGUACUAUAGUUCUUCCCGCAAGAGUGGCAGCGGGCCUUGGUCGUCGUACUACAGCAACGACUGGGAGUCGUGGCAAGCGUGGCGAAAGAAUACCUUCUGGAAACCGAAGCGUCGUAGCUCGUGGUCUGGUGUGGUGGAUUCAGGCUUAACACGAGGCCCUCAAGGACCCGACGGAAAGACAACGACUUCAAAGAAGCACUCAACAUGCCCCCGAUCGGACUGGGACAGCGAGGACAUCACCUCCAAAGCCACGGGUUGCGACACCUCCAACACCACAGGUGAAGAAAA